CGGGCCCGUCGCCGGGCGGGAGGCGCCGUGGACUCGUCCCAGCGAGGCGGCGGGCGGGGGGCGGUGUCCUCAUCCGUGGCGCAUGUAUAUAUAGGAUCCUCCCCUGUCGACUCUGCACGCCUUAUCGUCACACACAGUCAGAUUGCGGGCAGCCAUAGACUUGCUUUGCUGAGGCAACUGGCCAACUGCUCCGGGAGGAAGACGAAGAGAGGAAAGCCAACAGGGCGCUGGCUGGCUAUCUAGUGUAGCUUUUUCUUCUAUCUAGUGUAGCUUUCACAAGAAAGGAUCCAUGGCGUUGGGAGACGACUCCAACCCUGCCUCUUACAUCCACACGGUGCAGCACCUGAUUGAGAAGUGCAUGACGUUCGGGAUGAGCAUGGAGGAGUGCAUGGAGGCGCUGGCCAAGCGCGCCGACGUCCAGCCCGUCGUCACCUCCACAGUGUGGAAGGAGCUGGAGAAGGAGAACAAGGAGUUCUUCGACCAGUACAAGCAGUGGAUAUCGGAGAAGCGAAGCGCGGGCCGCAGCUCCUAGCAAGCAAGCUGAUCGAGCUGCUGGUGGCCUGCUUAAUUAGUUUAAUUACCGUGCUUGUUUAGUUGUUUUGGAUUUGUUUUAUCUGUUACGGUAGUAGGCAAUACGAGAUAGGCAAAGGUCGGCUGCUAUUGUGAUCGUGAUCUGCUGGAGUAUCGAUCACCUAUAUACUGCUGGGCUGGUGCUGGGUGUGUACAGGGAGGGUAAGCAGGGGAGCUAUCAUGUGCAGUAGUCUAUCUCUUCUUUCGACUCUGUACGUCUAUACAUAUUUUAGAUACUAUACACCUUGGAGAGUGAAGCUUGUGAGGAA
Messenger RNA from Panicum virgatum (switchgrass), 839 nucleotides. RefSeq lists its product as uncharacterized. The transcript has 3 exons. Lineage: Eukaryota; Viridiplantae; Streptophyta; Magnoliopsida; Poales; Poaceae. The record is from RefSeq and is a predicted model, not a curated record. Bases 290 to 532 code for a protein of 80 amino acids.